Molecule: messenger RNA, 1119 nt
Organism: Temnothorax curvispinosus
Lineage: Eukaryota; Metazoa; Arthropoda; Insecta; Hymenoptera; Formicidae
Exons: 4
Coding region: 1-672 (223 amino acids)
Source: RefSeq, a predicted model, not a curated record
AUGAGGGCCACACCGACAGACUCGGCCGCCCUGACUCUGAUUCUUCUACCUUUUGCGCUGUUCUUCGUGCGAGUUAUCGGCGACGGCACUACGCGGACAUUCACGAAGCCGAACGGUCAGAAAUCGCAGCUCAUCUCGUUUGACACUAAAGGCGGAGAAGUCGAAAUCACUUGGGAUGUGUCGGUGCCCUUCUUCACGAUACCGUUGAAUCACGUAAGCGAGACUGGCGAGGUAUUACCGCUGCUUAACGUUAACACGAGAGGGUUGUCAAUUGCCGGCGUGUUAACAGCCAUCCUCUCUUUGGCGGUGCCUCUCUUCUCGAAGCCAGGCCCAGGAAUGCAGUAUCGAAGUCUCGACUCGCAAUGGUCGCAAAUGGGAGAUACGAUAAACGAGAUUGUGUUUAGCAACCGGUACGUCACACCCUGUGUCCAGCGCAUUGUUUGCUCCGUCGUUUCCGAGGCGAGUCAGUCCGACAACCCUACGAGCACCGACAAGAUUAUCGAUGGAUUAUCAAGUCACAAGUGGUUUAAGGAAUUCACGAAUGGCACAGUCAUUCAGGAAGCUAUUAAGGUAGGUCGAGAAGGGCAUCACGAUUGCGGCCGCAUUUACAAGGAGUGCUUUGUGUCGCCAAAAAUUCUUAAAAGUAUGAUGGGGCAAUUCGGCACAAUUUGAUGUCGCGACGUUCGACGUUUUGCAAUUGUAAAUUGUAAAUUGUAAAUGUAUUAUCGAUCGCGAAAUAGGCGACAUUUGCGUAUCCUUUUACAGUCGCAUAUCCUUUUAUUACUGCGAAACGAACAGCGAACGACUUUGCGAAAUUUUUGCAAAACACUCUCUGACCCGACGAAUCUGUCUCACGUUCAAUUUUGAAACCACUCGCGGUGUGACGAGCGAGUUAUGUACAUCAAAACGACCGAUCUUCAUUAUCCUGAUGCACGAGGUGUGAAAUUUCGUUGCGCUUAGAGAAACCACGUCGCGUAUUUAGAUGACGCGCUUUCACUUUUUCUUUUACACAAAUCGUUAGAAAAUUACUGCGAUUUUGACAAACACGUGUCUGGUGUCACGUAAGUCAUUCUCAACCAAUUUCGCUUAAAACAAACGAUUUCGAUUUCUUCGUGACAA